Pediculus humanus corporis (human body louse) is the source of this 915-nucleotide messenger RNA. RefSeq names its product Heparanase precursor, putative. Gene Ontology annotation, molecular function: hydrolase activity, acting on glycosyl bonds. The record is from RefSeq and is a predicted model, not a curated record. Gene Ontology annotation, cellular component: extracellular matrix; membrane. NCBI's taxonomy places the organism in Eukaryota, Metazoa, Arthropoda, Insecta, Psocodea, Pediculidae. Bases 1 to 915 code for a protein of 304 amino acids. The transcript is spliced from 5 exons.
AUGUUGAGAGGCGACAAUGGCUGGAAUUAUUCAAAUGCACUAACUUUGCUACAGUUUUCAGAAAGAAACAAAUACAAAUUAGAUUUUCAAUUAGGAAAUGAACCUAAUUCUUUUAAACAUGUUUUUAAUGUAUCCAUAUCGGGAACUGAAUUGGCUAAGGAUUUUAAUGUCUUGAGAAAACUUUUAAAUUCCUUUAAAUCUUAUAAAACAUCUUUAUUAAUAGGACCUGAUGUGACAAGACCAAAGCAUUUGGAAUAUUCAUCUUUAAAUUAUUUAAAGGAAUUUCUUUCUCACACAAAAAGUAUUAGUGCAGCAUCAUGGCAUCAAUAUUAUGUAAAUGGCAAAAAUACUUCUCUUGAUGAUUUUAUAAACCCUAAAAUUUUGAAUUAUUUACCUCAUCAAAUCAAUGAAAUAAAAAAAGUUGUUCGAUCAUUCUCAGAAGAUCUUCCAAUAUGGAUCAGUGAAACAAGUUCAGCCUAUGGAGGAGGUGCUCCUGGACUUUCAGAUAGAUUUGUAGCUGCAUUUAUGUGGUUGGACAAAUUAGGAAUUUCUGCCAAGUUAGGUAUGAAGGUUGUAAUUCGUCAGAGUUUGCUCGAUGGAAAUUAUGCUUUGAUUAAUAAAAAGUUUUUGCCAACUCCGGAUUUUUGGAUUUCAUAUUUUUACAAAAAUUUAGUCGGAAAUACCGUUCUCAAUAUAACAUAUGGAAGAAAUGAAGAAAAAGAAAAAGUCAAAUCAUUGAGAUUUUAUUGUCACUGUGUAUCUCCCAAAUUCAGGAAAUUAGGAAAAAUUGUUAUCUUCGGUAUGAAUCUAUCCAAUAAAACGGAAAAAAUUAUUUUAAUAUUGGGCAUGAAAAUUAAAUAUCCAAUUUAUUCUUUUCUCUUUACACCUGGAAAAAACAAUUUAACAUCGAAGUAA